Sabethes cyaneus is the source of this 2923-nucleotide messenger RNA. It is a transcript of the gene Ciz1, whose product is annotated as midasin. The transcript is spliced from 7 exons. The record is from RefSeq and is a predicted model, not a curated record. The coding region runs from base 155 to 2701 and encodes 848 amino acids. NCBI's taxonomy places the organism in Eukaryota, Metazoa, Arthropoda, Insecta, Diptera, Culicidae.
GACGGACGGCCAUUGUUGUGCGGUGCGAUUUUAUCGAUAAAAUUGUGGUUAAAUUUGUGUGAAAUCACUCUAAAAAUAAGUGCAAAACAAGUCUAGAGUCAUAAGUGACUAAUAUUCGGUGUUUAUAAGUGAUCUUAAAACUAAAGCUGUCUCAAUGAUGAGCCGAGGAGGUGGUCGUGGAUACCCGCGUGGGGGUUCAAGGGGUGGAAGUUCGUAUCGUGGUGGCGGCAGUUACCGCGGUUCAGACCAUAGCAGCUACAACGGAAGAGACCAGUCCCGCAAUAGAUACAGCGGAGGAACUUCAUACACUGAUUCUCGCUCAUCUCGGUAUGAUAACAAUCGAUACUCGCGGCAAGAUAGCCGCCAAGAUGGCGCCGGUUACAAACGCAAUGACUCGUAUAAGCAAGAUUCCCGAGAUCGCCGCUCGCCGGAUCGUAAGCGCCCACGAACGGAUCACACCGCGCAGGGUGGUCGUCGUGAAUAUGGUACAGGUGGAACAGGUGGCAGCGGAGACUAUCACCACCGGCGUGAUAGCAGCGGUGGCCGCGGAGGUUCAUCCAGCCGGUACCAUCAUGAUAGCGGCAGCUCAUCCUACGAUAAACGUGGCAAUGAUCAUCAUUCAUCUACGGGAGGAGGCAGCGGCGGAGCUGGCGGCCGUGAUCGGUUUGAUAAUCGCAGCAGCAGUCGCGGUCGCGGCGUCGGAAGUACAGACAGGUCACGCGAGCCGAUGGGACCACCCCGUUCGAUGGGGCCCCGUCACAGCAACGCUGGCGGGCGAACAUUGCCACCAAUGCGGACAACGUUGGGAGGAUCGCGUCCGCUGCACAUGAUGUCGAUCAGAAGAGGUACGACACGUGGUAGAAUUAACAGUCAUUUCAGGAACGACGGUCGGCGAGGAAUAGUGACCACCCGGUUCCCUCAGCGGCGGGAUAUUAGGGGAAUUCCUCCUUUGAGGCGUCGCUUCACGACUAUUCGCAGCAGGGAUGGAGGUCGCAUCGGAAUUGGCAAGAAGAUGGACACCGUUUCCAGAAAGGCACUGAUCAAGCGAGCUCUUGAAGCUGCCAAAGAGCUGGACGAUGACCAUACCACUGAAAAUGAAGGUGACGAUGACGAGGAAGCCGACGAAGAUAAGGAUACUACUGGAGCCGAUGGUACGGAUAGUAAGGUCGAUCCGAACGAGGAAGGCGGCGAUGAUGAUGAUGGUGAUAAAACGGAAAAGGAGGAAGAAGACGAUGAUGACGCGGAAGACAAAGAAACCGAAAAGGGUGACGAAGACAAGGAAGGCGAUAAAGCCGAUGACUCAAAGGAAGAUGGAGACGGCGACGAAGAUGGCAAAAAAGAAUCGUCUACCAGCCCCAAGAAAGCCGUUAAGAAAUCAGCAUCCAAAACCGGUAGUGAAGCGAAAUCCGAGGACAAGGAUGGGGAAAAAAAGAAGAAAGAUACUAAGAUUACAACCAAGUACCGUUCAUCAACGUACAUCAAGCUUAACUGUUGCCAUUGCGGAACUAAGUGCGUUACGUUUAAGGAAUAUCAUACUCAUUUGUUCCGCGGCUUGCAUCGUGCAGCGAUGCGCCGGUUGGCCGGCAAGACGCGGGAUAAACUUAUGGAGAUGCGCCAGGCUCAGCGUGUGGCUCAGAAGGAAGCCGACGAAAAAGUAGAAGAAGGAAGCGAGCAAAAGUCCUCCUACUGUGUACUCUGUCAGUUGAAUUUCCGCCAACCAAAGGCCGUUCACCAAAAGUCUGACGGUCACAAAGAAAUGAAACGUUUCCUGAUGCCAUAUUGUGCAACCUGUAAGAUCGGUUUCAAAAGCCCAAUGGCGUACGAGGCACAUCGCGCCUCGCUUGAACAUCUGAAGUUCAAGGCUCGUGUCGAGCGAUACGCCAACAAAGAGGAAUCAGGAGAGGAUGGCGGAGCAGAAAUUCGCCUGGAAAACUUCAUGACCGUAGAUGAAGUUGGAAAUGUUGAUGAACCAACUGAUAUCAGCAAGGAUACAUCGACGCCGAAAAAGAGUGGUGGCGCAGAUAGUGGCUCAACCGGUCGCCCUGGAACCGAUGAAGACGACGAAGAAAGUGAUGAUGUCGAUGAAGAAACCAUCAUCGGGUCCGAACACGUUAAGAAAGUUGAAGUGCAAUAUUGCGAUCUAUGCAAUAUGUAUUUGCCCCGUAGGGAGGAUCCAGAAAAGGCUCUUCGUUUGCACUGCAAGUCCCGACCGCACUUGAAGGUGUACAUUAGAAACCGUGAGGAUAAAAAGUUGCGUGAGCGUGCUGAACGCAUUCACAAGAAGAAGUUAUCAGACGCUAAGGCGAAGAAAGACGCCAAGAAGGGAGAAAAGGAUGCAAACACAUCUGAGGCCGACGCCAGUGAAAAGACCGAUGAAAAAUCUGAGAAGAAAACCGCUGGAGAUAAAGAUACUACCACCGACGAGCAAAUGUGGGAAGUUGUUGAAAACGAUCUCGGUGAUUUGUUGCGUGAAGUCACUGGUCCGGCAGAGGACGCCGAAGAAGAGGAGGACGACGAAAAGACCAGCUCCGAGCGGUAUGAUAAGUUCAGGCACACCGAGAAAAACGGUUUGGAAAGUAAUAUUCACGAUUCCACAGUAGAUGAAGAGGAUGUGUCUAGCACCGAGAAGGCUGGCAGUGGCAAGAAGCCUGCCAAUGGUGACGCUAGCGCCACAGAUAAGGGAGUCUCGGCUGAAGCAUAAAAAGAAGAAAAUUUUGCAACAUCGUUUUUUAGAUCGUAGACACACGUAAACUGUAUUUUGAUCAUUAAGCCGGAGGUAGUGAAAUACCUUCACACCUAAUUUUAAUUGUCUAACAUACCCUCAAACUUCUGUCUAGACUUCAAUACCUAACCAACUCAACAUAAAGUAAAAAUAUAAUAGUAUCUAGUGAAACUUCGCAGUUGGAAUAAAUAUAUGAAAUAA